ACUUGCAUUAAUGAAAUGUUUAGGUUCUGUUUAUUAGCUUGUGCCUUACUGGCUUCACACAGUUUUAAGGCGCUACGAUUUGGACCGUGCCCUAUUUUGGAACACCCUGUGGAUCCGCCAACAUUUGAAGGCGCAUUAUAUGAGCGCUCGAUCUAUUUUGAUACGUAUACCCCUUUUCUUCCAAACCAUCUAGACUGUACCACUGUUGAGUGGCCAAUUGCCAAUAGCUCAGAUCUUAUCUUGGGUACAGAUAAUGCGAGCUACGUCGUCACCUAUAGGUGCAACUUUUUUCCAAAAUUCUACAGUCAUGAGGAAAUUGUACGAACAUUUACGGUGGAGAGCAACCCUGAAAACUCGACGAUAGAAGCUAUUGAGGAUGCCUUUAUGAAAAAUAAUAUAAAUCCCAAGGCAGCUAGGAUUUUAUGUUGAUUUUAAACGUUAAGCUAAUAAUGAAUUGUGUUACCAUUUAUUGUAAAAAAAAACAAAUGCUCAGAUAUCCUUGGAGAGGCCUUGCAAUUGAUUCUAUUUCAAUCAUUGAAAUUUGAGUGACUGAACGGUUUUAUUUCGAUGAUAAAAAAGCUCUAAAAGCCGGCGAUUGCCAAUACUUGGUGCAAUUCAUUGAAAAGUAUAAGAAUUGGUAUGGAGUAGUAAAUAUUCUAUAGAAUAUUUUAUUUUUCCUGGGUGAUGGCCUUUAAAAUAAAUGAAAUGUUUUCUGAA
Messenger RNA from Scaptodrosophila lebanonensis, 717 nucleotides. RefSeq lists its product as uncharacterized. Lineage: Eukaryota; Metazoa; Arthropoda; Insecta; Diptera; Drosophilidae. The transcript has 4 exons. Bases 16 to 429 code for a protein of 137 amino acids. The record is from RefSeq and is a predicted model, not a curated record.